Jatropha curcas is the source of this 1400-nucleotide messenger RNA. RefSeq names its product putative pyridoxal 5'-phosphate synthase subunit PDX1. Gene Ontology annotation, molecular function: amine-lyase activity. The record is from RefSeq and is a predicted model, not a curated record. Lineage: Eukaryota; Viridiplantae; Streptophyta; Magnoliopsida; Malpighiales; Euphorbiaceae. Gene Ontology annotation, biological process: pyridoxine biosynthetic process; pyridoxal 5'-phosphate biosynthetic process; amino acid metabolic process.
AAAUAAAUAAAAUCCCUAGCCACCCACUCCACUCUUCGCCGCCCUUUCUCUCGUUUUUCUCUGUUCUCCUUUAUUUUUCUGCUCUCUCUGUCCCUCGCAAUGGCUGACACCGGAGUUGUAACUGUCUACGGCAACGGCGCUAUCUAUGAAACCACUAAGAAAUCCCCAUUCUCUGUCAAGGUCGGCCUUGCUCAGAUGCUCCGAGGCGGCGUCAUCAUGGACGUUGUCAAUGCCGAACAAGCCCGCAUCGCCGAGGAGGCUGGAGCCUGCGCUGUCAUGGCUUUGGAACGCGUGCCAGCGGAUAUCCGCGCUCAGGGUGGCGUCGCCCGAAUGAGCGACCCACAAUUGAUCAAAGAAAUUAAACAAUCUGUGACCAUUCCUGUAAUGGCCAAAGCUCGUAUUGGCCAUUUCGUGGAGGCCCAAAUACUCGAAGCUAUCGGCAUCGAUUAUAUUGACGAGAGCGAAGUUCUCACUCCGGCAGACGAAGAAAACCACAUUAACAAACAUAAUUUCCGGAUUCCUUUUGUCUGCGGUUGCAGGAAUCUCGGAGAAGCUCUACGGCGAAUAAGGGAAGGAGCGGCCAUGAUCAGAACCAAAGGUGAAGCAGGUACAGGCAAUAUUGUGGAGGCUGUUAGGCAUGUGAGGUCUGUUAUGGGAGAUAUUAGAGUUUUGAGGAACAUGGAUGAUGAUGAGGUUUUCACUUUCGCCAAGAAGAUUGCCGCGCCUUAUGAUUUGGUUAUGCAGACUAAGCAGCUGGGAAGGUUGCCAGUGGUGCAUUUCGCAGCAGGCGGAGUGGCGACCCCAGCAGAUGCAGCGUUGAUGAUGCAGCUCGGAUGUGAUGGGGUGUUUGUGGGUUCUGGCGUGUUUAAGAGUGGGGAUCCGGCGAGGAGAGCCCGUGCAAUUGUGCAGGCUGUGACACAUUACAGUGAUCCUGAUGUACUCGCAGACGUGAGCUGCGGAUUGGGUGAGGCUAUGGUUGGCAUUAAUCUGAAUGAUGAUAAGGUUGAAAGGUACGCCAAUCGAUCAGAGUAAUAGCAGUUGAAUCACACUUAGUGGAGAAUAUAUGUACCCAUAUACUAUUCUUGCUUUUAUUAGCUCUUUGAACUUUUCAAAGCUACUUUGAUUAUGUCUAUUUGGUUCUAAUAUGUAAUCUUAGAAACGAUUGUUCUUUGAAUUCUGAUUUGUGGGGGCUGUAGGAGAUUGGAGUUGUUUGUUUAUUUUUUUUAUAUUGGUGGAAAAUAAUGAGGUUGAGUGGAGAUAAAAUGAUAAAUCUCAGGAUUUCUGAUAUGAUUGAAAAGUUGAAGCUUUUCCAUUGCUGUUUCAAAACUAUUUAUUUGUAAUUAGUAAUUACAUGUAGUUACUGUUUCUUUUCUUUUGAAAAGAGAGUGAUUUUUGGCUCA